AGCAGGGCUCACUUGCUCCUCUCAUCUCAUUCUCUAGAAGAUGGCGGACUGCGUUUCACUGUUAGAUGAGGAGCUCUCUUCAUUUGUCUUCAAUUACUUGACUGAAAACUCCGGGAGCCAGUAUGGGGAAGAGGAGGUUUGCUCUGACCGCCUGGAUGCUGACUUCCCUGACUUUGACCUCUCGCAGCUGGACGCUAGUGAUUUUGACUCAGUGAACUGCCUCAGUGAGCUGCACUGGUGCAACGAGCACUCCGAUCGCUCUCAUGCCUCCAUACAAUACAGCACCAGAGACACAGAGCUAUUCGAGGAAGAGAAUGCGGCACUGCUCGCUGCGCUCACAGACAGCCUGGAUGGCAUUGUUGAGGACGGGGUCGGAGGGCUGUCUGUGUUCCCUUCGCUGGGGGAAGAUCCUGAGGAGGGCGAAGAGGAGGAGGAUGAUGACCUCUCUUUGGACAGUGAGCCCCUCCUUGGCUCUCUGACCCCAGAGACAGAAGACCCGUCUCUAGUAAGAACCCUUCUAUCCUGUUUAAGGUGGAAUUGGAUGGGCCUCUGACUACCCCACAGCAUGGGUAUGAUAGGCA
Messenger RNA from Xyrauchen texanus (razorback sucker), 581 nucleotides. Its product is annotated as peroxisome proliferator-activated receptor gamma coactivator 1-beta-like. The coding region runs from base 41 to 553 and encodes 170 amino acids. Gene Ontology annotation, molecular function: transcription factor binding. The transcript has 3 exons. Gene Ontology annotation, biological process: positive regulation of transcription by RNA polymerase II. Lineage: Eukaryota; Metazoa; Chordata; Actinopteri; Cypriniformes; Catostomidae. The record is from RefSeq and is a predicted model, not a curated record. Gene Ontology annotation, cellular component: nucleus.